This is a messenger RNA of Orycteropus afer afer, 3027 nucleotides long. NCBI's taxonomy places the organism in Eukaryota, Metazoa, Chordata, Mammalia, Tubulidentata, Orycteropodidae. The record is from RefSeq and is a predicted model, not a curated record.
AUGGAAAAGAAGAUCGACUCCAGAUCUUUUCGAGAUGGUGCAGUUAAGAAACCUUGUUCUCUAAGGAUAUUGUCCAGCAAGAAACCUUCUGCCUUCUGUGGAAUCCGGACUCAGUUACCUAGCCCCAGUCAUCCAGUGCAACGUUAUGCUUCACAUACUUGGAACCGGAGAGGCCGGUUAAGAGAAUUACGCAUCAGAUGUGUGGCCAGAAAGUUCUUGUAUUUGUGGAUUCGAAAGACUUUUGGAAGAGUAUUUCCCGCUAAAGCCAGAUUUUACUAUAAGCAGAGAGUACUACAGAAGGUCUUUGGAGAAUGGAAAGAAGAGUGGUGGGUUUCUAAUCGAGAGUGGAAACUCUGUGUUCGAGCUGAUUGUCACUACAGAUACUACUUGUACAACCUGAUGUUCCAGACCUGGAAGACCUACAUGGAGCAGCAGCAGGAGAUGAGGAACAAGUACAUGAGAGCCAAGGAUCAUGAUGCAAAGCAAAAGAUGCACCAAGCCUGGAAGUCCUGGUUGAUCUACGUGGUGGUUCGGAGGACUAAACAUCAAAUGCAGACCACAGCCCUGGAGUUUAGACAGCGGAGUCUCUUGUGGGUAUGGUGGAGUGAGUGGAGGCGGCGCCUAGAACAGAUCCUCAUGGGUCACGCCCUCUACAUCUCAGCUGUGAAGCACAGAGCCCUGAGCCUCCAGCUGCAGCCCUGGGAGGGCAGCCCUCAAGUUGCUGUCUCUGUUGCAGAGAUGGCGGAACGAUUCCACCGUGUCACCGUGCUCCAGACACACUUCUGUGACUGGCAGUGGGCCUGGGAGAGGAGGGAGAGCUUGUACGCCCGCCGUGCCCUGGUGGGGCUGCUGGCCAAGAGGAUGGCCCUGCGGCGGGCCUUUGCUCACUGGAAGCACUGUUCCUUUGGCCUUAGAGCCCUAAGGUCCAGUGUGGCCCAGACCCGUCUCCAGCAGAUAAGAAGGAACCUUGCCUACCAGCAGCACGAGGCGACGCUGCUGCGCAGGUUCUGGGACUGCUGGCAAUUUCGAGUUGAGCAGAGGGAGGAACUAGAGCAGCGGUCCUUCCUACGCACUGCCUGGAAUCACUACAGGGUAACAUUGCUGCGCAGGUGUGUCAGAUUGUGGUCACAGCACAUUCACCAAAAGCACUGCAAGCAGCUGCUGCAGGCCAGGGCCGACGGCCACUUCCAGCGGAGAGCCCUGCCUGCUGCCUUCCAGGCGUGGAGGAGACUCUGGCGGUGGCGCCAGCACGCAGGCGCCCUGAACACAACAGCCACUUACCAGGACUGGGUGCGGCAUGUCCUACGAGAGGUGGCAGCCAGGGAGAGCCAGCACCACAGACGCCUGCUGCGAGGCGUGUUACAUCGCUGGCGAGAGAACACUGUGGCCCGUGUGGAUGAAGCUAAAAAGGCCUCCCAAGCACGUGAUCAUUACACAAGGACCAUAUGUUCAAAGGUCCUGGCCUGGUGGAGGGAGGCGGCGGCAGUGCAGGUCUAUUACCGCCAGCAGGAGGACUGUGCCGUCAGCGAGGCUCGGCGCGCGCUGGAUCAGGGCUGUGUCCAGACUGUGUUUCGGCGCUGGCGGGAUCGCAGCCAGAGCGUGGCCCGGCAGAGGGUGCAGCUGGAGAGGGCAGCCCGGCAUCACCAGUGCCAGCUCCUGAGGGGGGCAGUGGUGCAGUGGAAGGCCUACCAUCUGGGGUGUAUCAGGGACACGCUCCUGCAGAGGCAAGGGGCCUGGCUCCUGGCCCAAAGGCUUGGCCGGUCCUGCUUCCGUCACUGGAGACGGCAGCUGGCAACCGUGAGGGGGGAGCAGCGGUCCACGGCGCGGGCCCUGUGGUUCUGGUCCUUGUCACUGCAGGCAAAGGCCUGGGGCGCCUGGCGGGACUUUGUGCUGGAAAGGAGGAGAAAGAAGGCGCGGCUGGAGCGGGCGACGCAGGCCCACCACCAGCGGCUCCUGCAGGAGGGCACCGCCCGCCUCCUGCGGUUCUCGGCCGCCGCGAAGGCCGCCCGGCAGCAGCUGCGCGCCCAGGAGCAGGCCCAGGCGGCCCGCAGCCUCCACCGCACCGUCCGCCACUGUGCCAUGCGCUGGAAGCAGAAGGUGCUGGGCCCAGCCAGGGAGCCCCUGGCCCCUGCACCCAACACACCCAGCAGGAGAGUGACGUUCGAAGUCCCCCUUCUCAGCCCUGUUGCUGCUGGGGCUGGGGACACAGCCCUAGAGACCAAGAGGCCAGGAGCAAGGCCCGAGCGAGUUCUGGGCAGCUUGGCCCUGGCUGCUGGGGACGCCCCGCUCCUGGAGCUGAACGCUGCCCGCUUGGCAAGGAAGCAGCCCCGACGCCCCAACUUUGUGCUGGAGCCAGAUCAGAGCCAGAGGGCUGAGAAGGCACGGGAGUGUGGCCUAGGCAUGGCCCAGCCAGCCAGCGGUUCCUUGCCAAAGCCUUUCCUGGCGGAAGCCCAGACAGCCCCGGCCCCACACAGCACCUUGCCCCGACUCAGGGCCCUGCCAAGGCCCCCUGGCCCAAAGCUGCCCCCCACGGCAAGUGCAGGCCCGCAGCCGGUGGUGCUGCCGCCGUCUCCCUUCACGCCGUGUGGGGCGGAGACAGCCGGCGGGGUAUCAGCAGGGCGUCAGCCCCAGGCAACCCCCUCCCUGGCUGGUGCCCACAACCCCCAUCUGCUCUUCCCUGGCGACUUCACAGGCACCAGGGCCCACCCUGGGCUUAGCUCUGAAGCAGCAGGCGACAUUGAACUUGAAAUUGAACUUGAGGGGAUCCGCCAGCAGUUACAGCACUACCAGACCACCAAGCAGAACCUCUGGUCCUGUCAGCGGCAGGCGGGCAGCCUGCGCAGGUGGCUGGAGCUGAGCCGGGAGGAGCCCAGGCCCGGGGACCAGGAAGCAGAGCGUCAGGUGCAGAAGGAGCUGGAGGAGGUGGAGGCGCAGCUCCAGUGCCUGGCGGCCGAGAUCCAGGCCCAGCGCCGGCCCGUUGCUGCCUGCCUUGCCCGGGUCCGGGCCCUGCAGCAGGCCCUCCGCUAG